AUGAUUUACUCUAACAAUGAUACAAACCAUAGGCGGGUGAUGCGUAGCAAGAAGGAAGAACCGAUCUAUUUUGGCCGUGAACAGACCGAGGACGCAGAUAGACUUGGUGAUUUCGCGGUGACGAAUCAGCCUAGAUCACCAGUGGUAUACUACUUCAUAGAGAUAAGGCAGCCUCGUUACUCUAACUACACAGACAACUCAAAUCACGGAAGAACAGCGGGAUCAGCGGACAAUUCUUCUCCCAUCUAA
This is a messenger RNA of Nakaseomyces glabratus, 249 nucleotides long. RefSeq names its product Roq1p (gene ROQ1). The record is from RefSeq and is a predicted model, not a curated record. NCBI's taxonomy places the organism in Eukaryota, Fungi, Ascomycota, Saccharomycetes, Saccharomycetales, Saccharomycetaceae.